UUCCUCCAAGUUCCAACCUUUGCUUUCUCUUCCAGCUCACACCUCAUACAACGCCGAAUCGCCGGCAUAAAUGCUAUCCCUUCCCCUUCCCCAGUGAGAAAAAAUUUAAAAAAAAAAAAAGAGAGAAAAAACCUCUGGUGAUCUUUUGGCUUAGUCCUGCGCGUCUUCCAUGGCGAUCUCUUCCUCCCCUCUUCCUCGCCCAUCUUCUCCCCCUCCUCUCCCAGACCCCUGCGAUCCCGACCUCGUCCGAUCCCUUCUUCGGCUCUCGAGAGAGAUUUCCCGCUUCGAGCCUCCCAAAUCCCUCCAAAAUCGAAACUUCUCUUCAAUUGCCCGCAAAUCGAAGCUCCUGGCACUGUUCUUCGAGGAGCUCCUCCGCGAUUCCACCCCCGAUCUCCCCCGAUACGCCUCCCUCUGUCUCAAAGAGAUCCUUCUCGUUCUCCAGCGUUUCAAGGCCUUGCUCGGUGAUUGCUCCACCCGGAGCCGAAUGCGGCUCCUCCUCCAGGCCGACACCGUCGCCAACGAGUUCCACGAGCUCACCCUCGAGCUCUCCAUUCUGCUGGACAUUCUCCCUCUAGCUGAACUGGAUGUGGGGGAGGAUGUGAGGGAUCUCGUGGAUAUGGUCCGCCGCCAGUGCCGGCGGUCGACGGCUGCGGUGGAUCCGGCGGAGGCGACGCUCCGGGGCGAGAUAUUUGACAUCAUCCGCGAGAUCGAGAGGGAGAUCGUGCCCGAUCGGUCCAAGCUGGAGGCGGUGUUCGAGAAAUUGGGGCUGGACGACUCCCGGAGCUGCCGCAACGAGAUCGAGUCGCUGGAGCGCGAGAUCGGCGACCGGGUUGCCGAGAAAUGGACGGCGGCGAUGAUCGCCCUCGUCGGCCUUGUCCGCUACGCCAAAUGCGUCCUCUACGGCGCCUCCACGCCGAAGGCGGAGUCCGCCGGAAAAUUUAGCUUCUCCGCGACUGAUCUCGCAGUCCCCGCGGACUUCCGGUGCCCGAUCUCGCUCGAGCUGAUGCGGGAUCCCGUCGUGGUGGCGAGCGGGCAGACGUACGAUCGGGAGUCCAUCAGCCGGUGGAUCGCCUCCGGGCAUGCCACGUGUCCCAAUACCGGCCAGGCCCUCACCCACACCAACCUGAUCCCCAACAAAGCCCUCAAGAAUUUGAUCUUCCAGUGGUGCCGCGAGCAGCACGUGCCGUUCGUCGGCGUGGAUCCCGGGAACGGUGGAAGGGCCACCGCCGUCAGCGCCAACAAGGCCGCCCUCGAGGCGGCGAGGAUGACGGCGUCGUUCCUCGUCCAAAAGCUAGCCGCCUCGUCGUCGACGGAGGCCGCAAACCGUGUCGUCCACGAGCUCCGCCAGCUCGCCAAAUCCGGAUCCGAUAACCGCGCCUUCGUCGCGGAAGCCGGCGCCAUUCCGUUACUCCUGCCGCUUCUCCGUUCGGAUGACCCUGGCCUCCAAGUUAACGCCGUUACGGCUUUGCUCAACCUUUCCAUCCUCGAAGCCAACAAGAGGCGGAUUAUGCGUGCGGACGGCGGCGUUGACGGCAUCGUUGACGUGAUGGCGAGCGGUGCCACGUGGCGCGCAAAGGAGAACGCGGCCGCGACGAUCCUGAGCCUCUCCUCCAUCCACGUCUACCGCAGGCGAUUGGGCCGAAAUCGUUGUGUCAUUGACCGAUUGGUCAAUCUCGUAAAAGUAGGGCCCACCAGCACGAAGAAAGAUGCGCUGGCGGCAAUUUUAAGCCUGGCUGGCGAUCGGGAGAACAACGCACGGUUGGUGGAGGGCGGCGUGGUGGAGAUGGCGCUCGGAGCGGCGGAGGUGGCGGAGGAGGCGGUGGCUGUGCUCGCUGCGGUGGCGAAGAGGGGUGGCGCGGAGGCGGUGGGGAAGGCGGAAGGGUCCACCGCGAAGUUGGUUCAGGUUUUGAGGCGCGGGUCGGACUGGGCGAGGGAGAGCGCAGCGGCGGCGCUGGUCCUGGUCUGCCGGCGGGCUGGUGUCUCCGCGGUGGCGGAGCUGGCGGCGACCCCGGGAAUCGAGUGGGUAAUAUGGGAGCUGAUGGGAUCCGGGACCGAGAGGGCAAAGCGGAAGGCCGCCGCCCUGUGCCGGAUCUGCCGGCGGUGGACCGCGGCGGUGGAGACCGACCGGACGGCUGCAUUUUCCGCGGUGACCAUCACGGCUUCCACAACCGCGGUGGCGCAGGCUUGAAGCCUUGAUCAUCCUCAUGUACAGCAUUAAAUUACGUGCUCUCUUAGCGGGCGUUUGUGAUUGGCUCGUUAUUCUGAAUAUCGGAGGUUUUUUUAUUUUUUUAUUUUUUUAAUACGAUUGGAUUGAGAUUGAUUUACUAGGGAAUAAGAAAUGAAAUAAAGAAAA
Molecule: messenger RNA, 2353 nt
Organism: Elaeis guineensis (African oil palm)
Lineage: Eukaryota; Viridiplantae; Streptophyta; Magnoliopsida; Arecales; Arecaceae
Product: U-box domain-containing protein 16-like
Biological process (GO): protein ubiquitination
Molecular function (GO): ubiquitin-protein transferase activity; protein binding
Source: RefSeq, a predicted model, not a curated record